UGGAAGCUUUCAUAGGCUUUAUGCCCUGAGGUGGGCUCACCAGAUCCACAGGGUUCGAGCUGUGUUGACCAUUACUUCUUCCUCUGCUCUCGGUUAUGCCUGGGAAGCUGGCUCUGCGGAUCCCCAGAGGCCUCUGGACAGCAGCCGUGAUGGUGACGCUGGUGGUGCUGAGCACCCCAGGGGCUGAGGGCAGAGACUCCCCACAGGACUUCGUGAUCCAGUUUAUGGGCCUGUGUUACUUCACCAACGGGACGGAGCGGGUGCGGGGUGUGGACAGAUACAUCUAUAACCGGGAGGAGUACGUGCGCUUCGACAGCGACGUGGGCGAGUUCCAGGCGGUGACCCCGCUGGGGCGGCCGUCAGCCAAGUACUGGAACAGCCAGAAGGACAUCCUGGAGCGGAAGCGGGCCGAGACGGACACGGUGUGCAAACACAACUACCAGCUGGAUGCCCCCUUCACCUGGCAGCGGCGAGUGGAACCUACAGUGACCAUCUCCCCAUCCAGGACUGAGGCUCUAAACCACCAUAACCUGCUGGUCUGCUUGGUGACAGAUUUCUAUCCAGGCCAGAUCAAAGUUCGGUGGUUCCGGAACGACCAGGAGGAGACAGCUGGGAUUGUGUCCACCCCUCUUAUUAGGAAUGGGGACUGGACCUUCCAGAUCCUCGUGAUGCUGGAAAUGACUCCCCAGCGAGGAGAUGUCUACACCUGCCGCGUGGAGCACCCCAGCCUCCAGAGCCCCAUCACGGUGGAGUGGCGUAAGGGGCAGUUUGUGUCCUUUCACUGUGGGCCCCACAGGACAGGUGCAGACAGAGCUUCCCUGAUCUAUCCCAUCUCAUCCCUUGUCUGUGACAUCAUUACUGAGAUGGAAAUUGCAGGACACAAGACUGUCUCUUGCCUCAUAGUAAGGGCAUCAGAAGAAUCCUAAUCUCAUUGUUUUCCCAGAUACAGGGAGCUCACCCUACUCACCGUGGCCCCAGAGCCCAGACCUGGUAACUCUGUAGGAUUGACUGGUGACUGGGGUCUUCGGGUCUAAGGCUAUGGACGUGUCCCUGAGGAGCAGGGAUCUGCUUUCCCCCUCUCCCACCUGCCCACUGUGUCCGAGGAUCUAUUGGCGGUCCCUCCCCAGGGGUGGUCAGAAUGGAGCACCAGGUUCCCCUGGCACCUCCACCUCCUGUACCUCAGACAGGACUUCAGGCUUCCCAAAGGGGCACUGUGGGAUGUGGGGACAAACACUGACACUCAGGCUCUG
Hippopotamus amphibius kiboko is the source of this 1250-nucleotide messenger RNA. Its product is annotated as boLa class II histocompatibility antigen, DQB*0101 beta chain-like. Gene Ontology annotation, cellular component: membrane; MHC class II protein complex. The transcript is spliced from 3 exons. Bases 96 to 926 code for a protein of 276 amino acids. The record is from RefSeq and is a predicted model, not a curated record. Gene Ontology annotation, biological process: positive regulation of T cell activation; immune response; peptide antigen assembly with MHC class II protein complex. NCBI's taxonomy places the organism in Eukaryota, Metazoa, Chordata, Mammalia, Artiodactyla, Hippopotamidae. Gene Ontology annotation, molecular function: MHC class II protein complex binding.